This is a messenger RNA of Fulvia fulva, 1830 nucleotides long. RefSeq lists its product as uncharacterized. NCBI's taxonomy places the organism in Eukaryota, Fungi, Ascomycota, Dothideomycetes, Mycosphaerellales, Mycosphaerellaceae. The transcript has 3 exons. The coding region runs from base 1 to 1830 and encodes 609 amino acids. The record is from RefSeq and is a predicted model, not a curated record.
AUGUACGCUGUUGCAUUUCCGAUCUGGGCUUUCUUACAUCUCGUUCUCACUUCGUUGGUCCUGGUCAAGGCAUCACAUCCCGUCAUUGGACCACCUCCAUCUCUCUUGCCUCUGAAAGAGCCGCCGCCCGGAGAAGUGUUCAUUCAGGAUGAGGAUUUCAAUCAGGCUGCAUACGGGAACUAUGUUCUGCAGACCUUCAACUCUACUAAUGUCAGUGUACCUCGAAUGAACAUGAUGAAGCCUUUCACUGCCUGCGACGAUGGUUCCUACAUCUUCGUUACCCCUCGUGGGGAGAUUGCGGGUCGUCCAACUGCCGCCAUUUACGACGUGAGCGGAAGCUUGAUCUGGACGCCAACUGUAGACUUCGGCGAGAUCUACAACUUUCAGGUGCAGAUGUACAAGAAUGAGCUAUACUUGACCUUCUGGCCUGGCAGCAACGAUGAGGCGCACGGGGAGGGUCAGUACUACAUGUACGAUAAACACUACAACCUUGUUCGAAACACCUCCGCCUCCAACAAUCUGUCUGCGGACCUGCAUUCUUUCAGUAUCACACCGGAAAACACAGUGCUCUUGACAAUCUACGAGAAAGUCGAGACCGAUCUCGCCGGUAUCCUUGGGCAGCCCUCCCGCUUUAAGCAGUGCAUGUGGGACUGCUUAUUCCAGGAAUUCGACCUUGAGACCGGCGAAGUCGUCUUCCAAUGGCGGGCCUCCGAGCAUUUCGAACAGAAAGAAUCGUACAUCUCGCACAGACCGGCAACCGAGUACGAUCCAUGGGAUAUGCUGCACAUCAACAUGGUAGAGAAGGAUGUAGCCGGUAACUAUCUCGUCUCUUUACGACACCUGCGUUGCAUAGCGUACAUAUCUGGCGAGAUAGGAGAAGUACUGUGGAAGUUAGGUGGAAAGCGCAAUAUGUUCGAAGAUCUGUCCGGCGGGGAAGCAACCAACUUUGUGGGCCAACACGAUGCGCAUUGGGAUAUUGUCGGUCAAUACAUCACACUCUUCGAUAACCGAGCGGACUGGCAGGACGAAGCAGAGCACGUAUCGAAAGGCAAGCGCAUUGAGAUCGACACGGACAAAAUGACGGCGAAGCUCAAUAUAACAUACGUGCAUCCUGAGAACAUCUUCACGUUUUCGCAAGGGUCGUAUCAGACUCUGCCCAACGGCAACGUACUGCUAGGAUAUGGUUAUACUGGUGCGCUCGCCGAGUUUGCUGCGAAUGGCACACUGCUUUGUGAUGCAUAUUUGCAGCCUUCAUCGAGGUUCAGUUCCGAAGAAGUACAAAGCUAUCGAAAUCUCAAACUCAAUUGGACCGGCAUACCCACAACGCUGCCAAGUGUUGUCCUGGAGAACCGGACAUUGUAUGUCUCGUGGCUUGGCUCUACAGAAGUGCGUAGCUGGGCGCUGCAGGAUUCUUCCGACGAUGAUAACGACUUUGGCAUAGUGUUGGAAGAGCCGAAGUCAGGCUUCGAGACAGGGGUUAUUCUUGAGCAUGAUCUACCGCUGCGACGAUAUGUUCGCUUGGUGGCUUUGGACAUUGAUCGUCGGGAGCUAGCAGCUUCAGAGCUGAUUGACGUGGGAGACUUGGCCACGACACAUAUGGAAGAUGUCGACACUCCACUUGACGACAUCGACGACGAGGUGCAAGCACUGAAGAUUGAAAAGCAGCUGCAAGAUCUUGGGGCGCUUCUCGGCUUUGCGUUGAUGGCCUUGGUCGCGGCUCUGCUUGUGCUCCUUGCUCGUACCCGUCCACAAAUCAUCCCGGACAUGUGGCGUGGGAAGGAAGAGGACUUCGGGUUGGACCUGCCUACUCUUCGAAACGUUGGCGUGUAG